AUGGUGAAGCUGAAUUUUGAUGAGGCGAGAAACCGAUCGCGCGAUGAGCGCGAACUCUUAGCCGCCGUGUACCCGUGCCAGUACUUACACGCGCUACGUGGGCUGGUGCUGACGGCUGUGCCAUCGGUAGCAACGGCGCGCGUGCGUUCGGCGCAGGCGGGUGGUGGGCGUUUAGGAGGAGGCGCGGUGCUGCGCGAAAUGCGGUUCCCCGCGACGGCGGUCUCGAAGAUGACGGUUCGCCAACCGUCCAACUGCGAUCGUACUCACGCGCGCGUCUCAAUGCAGCGAUCCUGCGGGGUGUGGAGACGUACAUGCUUUCUGCUCAAACGGAAAGACGGCGGGCGAGUGUAUCUUGAGAUGAAAAUUUUGAGUGGUUGUUGUUGA
Macrosiphum euphorbiae (potato aphid) is the source of this 384-nucleotide messenger RNA. The record is from the annotation of a GenBank genome assembly. Lineage: Eukaryota; Metazoa; Arthropoda; Insecta; Hemiptera; Aphididae.